AUGUCAGCGCGAACGCCUACUGAGCUAGACCCCUACAUUUUAGCAAAUUCGCUACAGAAUCGCGAGCCACUGCCGCCGCUCCCUCCUGCGCCCUCACUGCCAGAGACAGCCUUCCCAGCACGACAUUCUUCGCUGCACAAUACUCGAGCAUAUCAGAUCAGAGCACAUCGUAAGGCUGCAAGUCAGGACCAGGGGCUGGACAGCAUAGCGCCUCAAGAUUUCCACCGCAGGCACUACACAAUUUCGUCACCAGACAUGCCCGAUGAGUACAACGUGGCACCCGAUUACUUUGGGCAGGAGCCAAACAGGACUGCACCCACAAGAACCGCAAAGCUAUUUGGCACGAUCUCUAAGCAUCAAAAUCGGAAGAGUCUAAACCUACAAGAUGACCGAGAACCGUCACGUUCUGUCCGCAGGUCCAGAGACAUGAGUACAGGCGAAGAUGUUACUCAGCGAGACGAGCCUGUACCGCAUCGGUCAGACUUGGGCGGCAUCGAUGACUUGUCGGGGCUUGAGCAGGCUCUGCCCGACAUUGAGCCAACGUCACCAAUCAACCUUGACACGCAAACAUCUUCACAACAGAUAUCUGAGCAUGUUCGCCUGCCUCCGGGAUUCAGGCCCGGUCAUACAGAGCACACUACAGUCGAAGAAGUUUGGCAUCCCGCCGUGGAGAAUCAAACGAUCGAGCACAGGAAAAUACUGGUCACCCACCCAGAAAUUGAACGAGACGUGCACAUACACCACUAUUUAGAGUAUGAACAGCCGGUAUAUACAACUGAAAUACUACCACCUAAGCAUUACCGACUCGACGAGAAGACGGGGCAGAAGGUCGAGAUUGAGGUUCCCGCGUACUGGAGGAUGCCCACAUCGUUGUCACCCAGAAAAGCCGACCUUGAUGGGUUGAUGCGAACGCAACGACAUUACUUGGUCGACGAGGCGCAUCCGUACGGGGCCAUUGAGAGUCCACCUGCGACAGGAGUGACGACGUGGAUAUGA
Molecule: messenger RNA, 996 nt
Organism: Cyphellophora attinorum
Lineage: Eukaryota; Fungi; Ascomycota; Eurotiomycetes; Chaetothyriales; Cyphellophoraceae
Exons: 1
Coding region: 1-996 (331 amino acids)
Source: RefSeq, a predicted model, not a curated record